Bubalus bubalis (water buffalo) is the source of this 1694-nucleotide messenger RNA. RefSeq names its product centromere protein K (gene CENPK). NCBI's taxonomy places the organism in Eukaryota, Metazoa, Chordata, Mammalia, Artiodactyla, Bovidae. The transcript has 10 exons. The record is from RefSeq and is a predicted model, not a curated record. The coding region runs from base 171 to 986 and encodes 271 amino acids. Gene Ontology annotation, cellular component: nucleus. Gene Ontology annotation, biological process: mitotic sister chromatid segregation; kinetochore assembly.
CGGCCGAGCAAGUUCCAGGAUUGGCUGGAAUGGGUGGAAGCAGAUCCAAUCAGCAAUCAGCGCGCGCGGGUUCUGGGCCGUAGAGCCACUUCUGGAGUAGGCUGAGGCGAUCUGAGGUCUGUGGUGUGGAGGAGUUUUUCUUAACAAGGUUAACAAAAAUCAUAAGGCACAUGUCAUUGAAUCAGCAAGAUCUAGAUCCAGAUAGUACUACAGAUGUGGAAGAUGUUGCCGAUGCUGAAGAAGAACUUAUUAAAAAAUGUGAAGAAAUGUGGAAAGAUAUGGAAGAAUGUCAAAACAAAUUAUCACUUACUGGAACUGAGACACUCACUGAUUCAAAUGCUCAGCUGUCAUUAUUAAUUAUGCAAGUGAAAUGUUUGACUGCUGAACUUAGUCAGUGGCAAAAAGAAACUCCUGAAAUGAUUCCCCUGAAUGAAGAAAUUCUGGUAACAUUAGGAAAAGAAGAGUUCCAAAAAUUGAGACAUGAUCUUGAAUUGGUGCUAUCUACUAUUCAGUCAAAUAAUGAAAAAUUAAAGGAAGACUUAGAAAGAGAGCAAAAAUGGUUGGAUGAACAGCAACAGAUAUUGGAAUCUCUUAAUGUACUACAAAAUGAAUUGAAACAGCAGGUUGUGACAUUUUCUGAAUCAAGAAUUUUUAAUGAGCUGAAAACAAAAAUGCGUGAUAUAAAAGAAUUUAAGGAGAAACUCUUGGUUACCUUGGGUGAGUUUCUCGAAGACCAUUUUCCUCUGCCUGAUAGAAACGUUAAAAAGAAAAAGAAAAACAUUCAAGAAUCAACUGCACAGCUGAUAACACUGCAUGAAAUGUUAGAGAUUCUUUUAAAUAGAUUAUUUGGUGUUCCACAUGACCCAUAUGUCAAAAUUAGUGAUUCUUUUUGGCCACCUUAUAUUGAGCUGCUCCUGCGUAAUGGAAUUGCCUUGAGACAUCCAGAAGAUCCAACCCGAAUAAGAUUAGAAGCCUUCCAUCAGUAAAAAGAUGGUGUUUUUUUCACACAGUACAUAAAGAAUUUUGUCAUUCAAGGAUAAUGGAAACACUGAGAAUUACUUGGAUAAAGAACGUUAUUUGCUAAUCAAAGCACAUAAUAUAGUCCAUUUUCCUUUCAUGCUUAAAAUGACUCAUGCUGCCAUCUACUAUUCAUUUAAAAAUGAUAGCUUCAUAGUCAGUCAGUGCUUUUGUGUUUUCAACUGAGUUGACAAGAAUGUAAGUAAAAACCAUUCUAGACUUAAUCAUUAUAAUACUUUAAAUAUACCUUCUGCACUAUUCUUUGGAAAAUUUUUUGUUAAUUAUAUUCCUAAUGUUUUUCUUUUAAAAUAUAUGCCGGUUUAUUUUAUACAUUUUGAGUUGUAUUUGGUGCUUACAUCCUUUAAAUUUAUAAAUUAUGGUGAAAGGCCAUAAUUUGCUGGAGGUUAAAAAACUGACUUAGUAUCUUAAUGUAUAAUGUAGCAUAAUUUUUAUAGUACAUCUGUUCAUGUAUUCUACAAUAUUUCUAGGUUUGUUAAAAAUUGGAAUAUUAAAAAAUAAUGAAUAAAGGUAGAUUAAAAGUAUUUUAAUGUGUAUUAUAAGUGAUAUAUAUAUUAAACCUUUCUUGAUUCUGUUAAUUAUUACUAAUGAUAUUGUGUUCAUAAAAUUUUGUUAAUCCUCUGUGACUUUUCUAUAAAUAAAAUUCUCAUUUAAAAUUC